Messenger RNA from Hydra vulgaris (swiftwater hydra), 1752 nucleotides. Lineage: Eukaryota; Metazoa; Cnidaria; Hydrozoa; Anthoathecata; Hydridae. The record is from RefSeq and is a predicted model, not a curated record.
CUUCUUGAAGUAAUGGAUAUUAUUACCAAAGCUUUAAGUGACAACUGUGCUGCAUUGCUCAUUUUGUUAGAUUUUGCCAAAGCUUUUGAUCGUGUAUCACAUCUUCUGCUUUAUCACAAACUGGCUGGCUAUGGUUUUGGCAAAAAUAUUCUUGCCUGGCUCAAAGACUUUCUUGAAAAUAGGAAACAGCGGGUUGUUCUAGGAAAUUUCUCUUCCGAAUGGAAGGAUGUCCAUAGUGGUGUACCUCAAGGAUCAGUCAUAGGUCCUCUUCUUUUUUUGAUCUUUAUUAACGACAUGCCAGAAUUAGUCAAAAAUAAUUGCAAACUCUUUGCUGAUGAUAGCCAGUUGGUUGCCAAAAUAAAAACAGUUACGGACUUGGCUUUAGUUCAAAAUGAUAUUGAUAUGAUAUGUAAUUGGUCAAGACUUUGGUGCAUGGAACUUAGCAUAAAUAAAUGCAAGGUUCUAAAGUUCCGUGGUGGUUCCACAGACAUCAAUAUCCCCUUGACAAUGUUAGAUAAAAAUGGCAGUCAAAUUUCUAUUGAAGAUGUAUCCGUUGAAAGAACAUUGGGUGUUCUGAUACAUAAUAAACUGAAAUGGUCAGAUCAGAUUAGUGAUGCCACUCUCAAAGCUAAUUCUAUACUUGGGAUACUCAAAAGAACUUUUAAAAAAUGGAAUCCAACUAUGUUCGUGAAGCUCUAUACAGCAUAUGUAAGACCGAUAUUGGAGUACUGUGCACCAAUUUGGUGCCCUUUUCUUCUAAAAGACAUCAAAAAAAUAGAGUCGGUCCAACGUAGAGCUACCAAACUCGUUCCACAAUUUCGCAGCUUGAAUUACAAGAAACGAUUAGCAUAUCUUGGUCUCAGCUCAUUAGCUGAACGUCGAACAAGAGGAGAUGUAAUACAAUUUUUUAAAAUUUACAAAAAAUUAAAUAUUGUUAACUGGCAACAGCAGAUUAACAAAGUACAUCCAAAUGAACUUCAAGGUCGUCCAAAAGAUUGUGUAGAAGAAUUUAGAAAUCCAAAUGAUGGUGUCUCUGUGUGCGAGGCCAAAAUUAUCAAAUGUUGGUGCGUUUACGUUUACGUUUCAACCAAGAGAAGUGAUAAACCACUUUCAAAAGAUAGUUUAUUUCCAGAGCUGUCCACACUUGCUUUGGCAUAUGAAGUUGAUGUUAUUGCAAUUGCAGAAACUUGGCUUAAAUUAUAUUCGAUUAAAAUAAUUGAUGACUAUGAACUGUAUCAGGCAGAUAGAGAUAGAACUGGAGGAGGUGUUGCCAUUUAUGUCAUUAAAAGACUUACAAAUAUAGAAAUUGUAAAUGUGCAUCUUAACAACAAAGAGAUCGAACAAGUCUGGUGCUCAAUAAAUUGUAAUAAUUUUCAUUUAGUUGUUGGUUGUGUAUAUAGACCACCAAACUCUACGGCUGAUUACUCAAAAUUGAUUCUAGACUCAAUCAGAACCACUUCAAAACUCAAAAGUGGAAAAAAAUACACUGAUCUCAUAGUGGUCGGAGAUUUCAAUUUUCCUAAUAUAGAAUGGACAGAUGAUGGUUCAAUAAUUCAUUCAAAUGGAAACUCAAUUGAACAUGAAUUUAUUAAAGUUUUAAAUAAUUCUUCUCUAUACCGAAUAGCAAAUUUUCCAACAUUUAAGCAAAAUGACUCUGUUUCCGCAGUUAACACCCUUGUUUUAGUUUGCAAUCCAAAUUGCAUUGAUUUUCUUCAAUUUGGUCCACAGUUAGGCCACUAUGAAAAGGGAUGA